AGCUUUGAGCCAUAAAUAAGAGGCAGUUGCAGCCUCACACAGGCGUUCACACACAUUCCCAGAGCCCCUCACACCCCACAAGGACGCCUGGGCGCUUCCCACUGCUCCCUCCCACUGCCAGCCAAGUGUCAGCCUCGCAAGACUCCAGCACACCCCCAGGGAUUCACCCGUGCUCACGCUCAGCUCACUGUCUCUCUGCCUCUGUCCGCCCUCCAUGGCAUUCCGAGCUGGAACACUACUGACCCUCAGCCUGCUGGCUCUCUGCACCUCCCCUGGGGUCUGUGGCUACCCCUCCCUCAGGAGCCUGUUUCCUGCUGCCUCUGUUUCCCAGACUGGAGAGAACACUCUGGGUGGUGCCAACGAUGCGGAAGACUGCUGCCUGUCUGUAACUCAGCGCCCCAUCCCAGGGAAUAUCAUCAGAGCCUUUCGCUACCUCCUCAUCAAGGAUGGCUGCAGAGUGCCUGCUGUUGUGUUCACCACACUGAGGGGUCACCAGCUCUGUGCUCCCCCAGACCAGCCCUGGGUGGACCGCAUCAUCCGGAGACUGCAGAAGAACUCUGCAAAGAAGAAGCGCCACGGCAGUUAGCCCCUGACAGCCCCAGAGAGAACCCUGUGUCUGAGUGAAGGAAUGUGAUUCACUGCAGUCUUGAGGAACCAAGGAUCAGAAGGGAGGACAAGGCUUCCAGCAGCUCUGCACCAGACCUGACCCAGCAGGUUCAGGACCUGGAGUGUCAAUGGGAGUGUGAGUGUGAGCAGGGGUGAGUGUGGCAGGAGCGCAUCUUCUCCUCCACACCCAGACCGCAAUGCUUCCAAUAAAGCCCAGCUGGUACCCACGGA
This is a messenger RNA of Mustela erminea (ermine), 837 nucleotides long. RefSeq names its product C-C motif chemokine ligand 19 (gene CCL19). Gene Ontology annotation, biological process: G protein-coupled receptor signaling pathway; positive regulation of GTPase activity; monocyte chemotaxis. Gene Ontology annotation, cellular component: extracellular region. Gene Ontology annotation, molecular function: chemokine activity; CCR chemokine receptor binding. Bases 215 to 586 code for a protein of 123 amino acids. NCBI's taxonomy places the organism in Eukaryota, Metazoa, Chordata, Mammalia, Carnivora, Mustelidae. The transcript has 5 exons. The record is from RefSeq and is a predicted model, not a curated record.